Molecule: messenger RNA, 5460 nt
Organism: Phyllostomus hastatus (greater spear-nosed bat)
Lineage: Eukaryota; Metazoa; Chordata; Mammalia; Chiroptera; Phyllostomidae
Gene: LENG8
Product: leukocyte receptor cluster member 8
Exons: 15
Coding region: 1069-3483 (804 amino acids)
Cellular component (GO): nucleus
Source: RefSeq, a predicted model, not a curated record
AGGGAGUGGGGGUAGGUGGAGGUGGAAGAGGGUAUGGGGAGGAGGGAGGGCGAAAAUGGUGAUGGAAAAAAUUAAAAGGAUGAAAAAGGUCAAGCAUGUUAACAGAAACAAUGUAAUACAUGGUAUCAACAGGAAAGUUAUAGUAGAAAGUGGGGAGAGGGGAGCCGCCUUUAAAUACUGCUCCACCACCUACUAUUCCUACCGUGAUCGGUCCCCCAUGGACUGGAUAAUUUUAUCCGAGUUCUGGAAGGAAACAUACGCACCCUCGCAAAGCUUCGUUACAAGAAGUUUUAAAAAGAGACUGUUUACACAGACAGUCCGAAUUCCUCAGACUGACAUCAGUGGCCUUGCAGGACCUGCCUCGCAGGACCUGCCUCAUCACUCCAGGACCUGUGUUCCGCCGCCGUCCCCACUCCCUCCAUCCCCCCUUAAGCGGCCCUUUUUCGCGCCUCCGAGCGUUCGCACUGGCUGUUCCCCGGACCAGAUGUGCCGCUCCCGUUUCCUUUACUAAGGAACCUUCCAUUUCCGAUGGGCAUCGUUUCAUCCCCUUUGAGUUCGUCAGUCUCUCCCCCAGGCUUCGACAUCCUUGGACAGCGGGCAGUCUUACAAGUCCCACCACCCUAGUUUAUAUUUAGGAAUUGUAAUAAUGCACCCACUAACGCAGCCAAAGCGCGGCAGCGCGGCGGGGGAGGGGGGGAGGGGCGCGCGGCGCUCCGCUCGGCUGCCAAGUCCCCUCCGGGACACCGUCCCCACCUGGUCUUCUGGCUCGCCUAGAGCGUCCACCCGGUAAUUGCGUAAGCGAAGGGGGGGGCGGGCUCAAGUCAGGUUCGCGGCAUCCAUUGGCUGUGCAGGGUCGACGGAGGCGGGACGAGGCUCCGCGUGACGUCAGAGCGCCGCAGUCGGAACGACGAAGCCCAAGGAAGACAAGAGUCAGCUGGCUCGCGAGCAAUCCUGGGGCCGUGCGGAUAUUUCCUUGGCCCACUGCUGCCGAGUCCCGGGGACGAAAGGACGAGACAGUGAAAAAGCAGUCUGGCUCCCGAGGCCCCCCCCCUACACCCCAAGGUCCAGAUGGCGGCCAAUGUGGGUGAUCAGCGCAGCACAGACUGGUCCUCUCAGUACAGCAUGGUGGCUGGGGCUGGCAGGGAGAACGGCAUGGAGACGCCCAUGCACGAGAACCCAGAGUGGGAGAAGGCCCGCCAGGCCCUGGCCAGUAUCAGCAAGGCGGGAGCUGCCAGCACCUCCGCCAAGGCCAGCAGCAAUGGGCCUGUGGCCAGUGCACAGUACGUGUCACAGGCGGAGGCCUCGGCCUUGCAGCAGCAGCAGUACUACCAGUGGUACCAGCAGUACAGCUAUGCCUACCCCUACAGCUACUACUACCCCGUGAGCAUGUACCAGAGUUACGGCUCCCCCUCCCAGUACGGGAUGGCCGGCUCCUACGGCUCAGCCACGCCCCAGCAGCCCUCGGCUCCCCAGCACCAAGGCACUCUCAACCAGCGCCACUUCCUCCGGCAGCCCCCGGUCCCCGGCAUGGACGACAGCAUGUCCUACCAGGCCCCUCCCCAGCAGAUGCCAGCAGCCCAGCCCCCUCAGCCUUCCAACCCGCAGCAUGGGGCUCAUGCUCUCAGCAGUGGCCCCCAGCCUGGGACGGCCCCAGCCACACAGCACAGCCAGGCGGGGCCUGCUUCGGGCCAGGCCUACGGGCCACACGCCUACCCCGAGCCCACCAAGCCCAAGAAGGGCCAGCAGUUGUGGAACCGCAUGAAGCCGGCCCCCGGGACUGGUGGCCUCAAGUUCAAUAUUCAGAAAAGGCCCUUCGCUGUCACCAGCCAGAACUUCAGCUCCACCUCGGAGGGCCAGCACAGCAGCUUUGGCCCCCAGCCCAACCCCGAGAAGGCCCAGAACCACAGGGGCAGCCUGUCUGGGAAGCCGGACGACUGGCCGCAGGACAUGAAGGAGUAUGUGGAGCGCUGCUUCACAGCCUGCGAGUCGGAGGAGGACAAGGACCGCACGGAGAAGCUGCUCAAGGAGGUGCUGCAGGCCCGGCUCCAGGAUGGCUCCGCCUACACCAUCGACUGGAGCCGGGAGCCUCUGCCAGGGCUGACUCGGGAGCCUGUGGCGGAGAGUCCCAAGAAGAAGCGGUGGGAGGCCCCCAGCAGCCUUCACCCUCCUAGGGGGGCAGGCUCCACGACCAGGGGCGGGGGUGCCCAGUCACAGCGAGGGACACCAGGGGCUGGGGGUGCUGGCCGAGCGCGGGGCAGCAGCUUCGCCAAGUUUGGCAACCGCAAUGUCUUCAUGAAGGACCACAGCUCCUCCUCCAGCACGGACUCUCGUUCCCGCUCUUCCUCCCGGUCCCCGACCCGCCACUUCCGCCGAAGUGACUCCCACUCGGACUCCGACAGUUCAUACUCAGGGAACGAGUGUCAGCCUGUGGGCCGCAGGAACCCACCCCCCAAGGGCCGGGGAGGUCGGGGGGCCCACAUGGAUCGGGGCCGAGGCAGGGCACAGCGAGGGAAGAGGCACGACCUAGCUCCCACCAAGCGCAACCGAAAGAGGAUGGCGGCUUUGGAGUGUGAAGACCCCGAGCGUGAGCUGAAGAAGCAGAAGCGGGCGGCCCGCUUCCAGCACGGGCACUCCCGCCGCCUGCGCCUCGAGCCCCUGGUGCUGCAGGUGGGCAGUCUGGAGAGCAGCGGGGCCGACCCAGACUGGCAGGAGCUGCAGAUCGUGGGCACCUGCCCGGACAUCACCAAACACUACCUGCGUCUCACCUGUGCCCCGGACCCAUCCACUGUGCGCCCCGUGGCGGUCUUGAAGAAGUCCCUGUGCAUGGUCAAGUCGCAGUGGAAGGAGAAGCAGGACUACGCCUUUGCCUGCGAGCAGAUGAAGUCCAUCCGGCAGGACCUGACGGUGCAAGGCGUGCGCACCGAGUUCACAGUGGAAGUGUAUGAGACGCACGCCCGAAUCGCCUUGGAGAAGGGUGACCACGAGGAGUUCAACCAGUGCCAGACGCAGCUCAAAUCUCUGUACACGGAGAACCUGCCCGGCAACGUGGGCGAGUUCACCGCCUACCGGAUCCUCUACUACAUCUUCACCAAGAACUCCGGAGAUAUCACCACGGAGCUGGCCUACCUGACUCGGGAGCUGAAAACGGACCCCUGUGUGGCCCAUGCCUUGGCACUGAGGGCAGCCUGGGCUCUGGGCAACUACCACCGCUUCUUCCGUCUCUAUGGCCAUGCGCCCUGUAUGUCUGGCUACCUCAUAGACAAGUUUGUGGACCGAGAGCGCAAGGCCGCCCUCAAGGCCAUGAUCAAAACGUAUGUUCAGCUGAGCUCUCCCUUGCCCCUCCUCUCUUUUCCCUCCGCUCACUCCCAGUGGGCAGGCCUCUUGUCCCCAUCCCCAGUGAGUCCAGGCCCCUCUGGCCUCCUGCCUGGUCCCCUCUCCCCUCCUCAUCUUCCCCUCCUGUCCUUCCUGCUGUCCUCUGCAUAGCCUGCCCUCUGUCCCAGCUCUCCUGCGCCUCCCUUCCUUGACCACGCUCUGUCUCGCUCCGGGUCCCUUCACCCCUGCUGUUCCUCCGCCGCCUCUCUCCCAUGGCACUCCUGUCACUGAGCUCCUUCCUUAGCGACAAACCAGAAACACAGCCCCGCUCUUGGCAGCUUCUGGUCAGAUGGGACAGGCCCUGUUCCUACUUGAGUCCUAUUUUGAGUACAAAAAACGUUAGGGAAAAGGGCUGGCCCUGGGCGGUGAUUACAGAGGGCGUGUCCUCCACUCCCCAGACAUGGAGCGCGCCCACCGUGUGCUUUCCAGUGUGGGGACUGGUGGUGCUCAGGGCAGUGCGUCUCCCCUCACCCCGGGACCCAGGGCAGGCUCAGGAGGCAUCUUCUGUUGUCACUGCUAGGGGGCGCUACUGGUUUGUGGUAGGUAGAAAGACUGGGGGUGCUCCUGGCCAGCCCACAGUGCACAUGGCACCCCACAGCAUGUACUCAGGCCCCACUGCCGGUCUUUCUGUGGAUUCGAGCCCUGGUCAGGAUCGGAGCACACAAGGGGCCUCAAAUGCCAUGUCUGUUAGCCUGGGAGCCACUGGGGUGCUUUGGAGCUGGGGAGGGGCGGGCAACCUGAAGGUCAGGGGCACACUUCAGGGGCUGCAGGAACAGAAGAGGACACAGGGCAGACAAUGGAGGGGGAGGAUGCGCAGGACCUGCUUACUGGCCAGCGGUGGGAAGGGCGGUGUGCCUGAGGUACUCCCGCUGCCCCUCUGCACCCAGCCUGUGCAGCUGGACAGGCCCCUGCGGGCAGCUCCCGGGCCUCUGUGCACUCCCGGGGUGUAGUAGCCAGGCCAGUGACUAUGUCCUCAUUAGUUCCCGUGUGCUCGGCCCUAGGUGGGGACCCAGCCUUGUGCCUUGUGGGAGGCCCCUGGCCUGUCACUAACCUCAGACUCCACUUUCCCACUCCUCAAGUGGACACUGCCUUUCCUUGGCAGACGUGGCCCUUCAUCCCAGAGCCAGGUCCCUGCAGGGUGGCCUACAGGCAGCUCUGACGUGGGUGCAGCAGGCUCCUCUGUGCCCCGUGGGCAGCCAGGGCUGGGAAAUGCAUGGGCUUGGGGCAGGACCGGGUUGAGUCCUUUCUGUCACUUGCUUCCUAGGUGACACUGGCCAGGUGGCUCUGCCUCUGGGCCCACAGUUCCCUGGGUGUGUCUGUGAGGGUAGGUGACUCAGCUCUCAGGCAGAGAACUCGGUGUGUCAGUGUGGCCGCCUUAGAGCAGCUAGCUAUUUCUGGGCACGUGCCAGGUGCUCAGUAAGGAGUGUCUGUUGUUGACAACCAGAGAUUCCUGUUGGAAAUGUGUAGUGAGUGUUGGCUGGCACCUGUGCCUGGGGUGUUCCUGAGGCACUUGCACCCAGAUGUGGGGUCCCAUGAGGGCUGGGCCCCCAGCGUAGCUGUCAGCCCUGCCAUCCUAUGCCUGUCCCCAUGGGUUACUCCCUCUGCCUGGCCCCUGCCCCUUGGCCACAGUGGUCCUCUUCUGAGGGACUGCUCAGGCCCUGGAGCAGUGGAAGAGCCAGGUGGGUCCUUCCCUUCCCCCCUCCUUCCCGGCCCCCUUGCACAGGUAAGUGAGGGUCAAGGGGGGGGGCACAGCUGGGGUUGGGGCCAUCAGCCUCAUCCUCGGCUCCCCAAGCCCCAGAGGUGGGGAGGUGGGGGUGGGUGCCAGAGGUCAGCAGGUAAUGUGCUAAGAAAACCCUUUGAGUGUCUGAAGGGGGGGCACCCACUCCCUGCUCGUGGGGGCCCCUGCCUGCUGCCCACCUCAUCACAUUCUCCUCUUGUCUCCGUAGCUUCCGCCCUGCGCUGCCUGUCUCCUACCUGCAGGCCGAGCUGGCCUUCGAGGGCGAGGCCGCCUGCCGGGCCUUCCUAGAGCCCCUGGGCCUGGCCUACACGGGCCCGGACAACGCCAGCAUCGACUGCCGCCUCAGCCUG